AUGAACAACAAGCAUGCCUUGAAGCAGCAACAGAGGACUCCACAGCGAAGAUCCAAUCCAGUUGACGACUCGGAUGAGUGGGAGGACGCCGACGUGGAGACAGCCCUCGAUCUUACGACGAUGAGCGAGAGCAGCAGUCGGGUCUCUGAAGGGUCGAGGAAGCAGCCGUCAACUCCUAGGAGGCAGAUCAAGGUGGCCAGAAGUGGAGGGACGCCAAAACGACAUGGUCUUACCACACCUCAGAGGAGAUCAAAUAGACCUUCCGAGUCCUCAACGCCGGUCGCUCGAGCUGCCGCUCCCGUGAAGACUCGCGCUGGUGCUCAACAAUCAAACACAUUCGGGAAGAUUCUCCAUACCACUCUGUCUGUUGCCUUUGAAAUAUUGCUCUGGUCCAUCCGCCUCUUUCACGUCAUACUCGCGCCUUUCUAUCCGUAUGUCGCUGCGGGCGGUGCCAUUCUGCUCCUCAUCAGCUUGACCACACACCUUCUCUUGGACUCCCUUCCCCCUCUCUUGUUUCGAAUACCUGGCCAUCUCUUGCGACUCGUCUUGCCAUCCUUGCCCUCCUUUGCGUGGUGGACAGCACCAGAUACCGACACUGCUGUGGGGCAAGGAGUGGCUCUUCUCCCACUACGCCUGCUUGCCACGCCCGUCUGCACGUUCACCGGUCAAGCGUGCCUAUUGUCACUCGCAUCGAAGCGGGAGUCACAGGCCGGAGAGACGCGGAUGAUCAAAGCUCGUCCAUUUUGGGAAUGGCAGCUCACUUCAGCGAGGAAUGCAGUGGACGUCGGUAACGUUGCUCGGAAUCUGGCCAAAGAGGCAUCAGGAGCCAAGAGCAUAUUCGAGAGUGUGGCGAGAUUAAGUGAGGGAGGAUUGAUGGACAGAUUAGAGCAUGUUAGAAUUUGGGAGCUUGGCGUGGCUGUUCAAAUCGGGUCCAAUCUUGAGGAUAGGGAAAUGCUUGGUCAAGGGUUGGUCGAGCUCGGCAACAAUGCCAAAGAUCUCUCCGAUGAGCUGGUGGAGAUCAACGCCAUGGCCAUCAACGCGUUUACUUGGCUCCAAUGGGAGUUUGCCUCAGUUUAUAGGACUCUAUCGCUACCUCAGGGUCAAUUGUCCUCGGCACAGAAGCUCGCUGAACGCCUCAACGGCCUUCUCAACAAACUGUCCGACACAUUGACUGAUCUUCACCGACUCACGUCGCGCGCACAUCUCACGGCUGUCCGAGGAUCCGAUCAAGGUAAUCGUUUGCGGACGAACCUCGGCCUGAUCAAUGCGGAUCUCGUCAGACAAAACGAGGUCGAACCGGGUUGGAAAGCAGCCGUGGAAAAGGUCAAUCACUUUUUCGUCGGUGGAGAGCCUUCGAAAAUGGAACGGAUAAGGCGAGACGUCAAGAUCACUCGCCAAACAAUCGAGAGUCUGUCGACGAUCAUCCAGGAUCUGGAAAUAUCAAGAACUCAGAUCAAGAGCUUCAGAGAUCAGAUUGGGCAGUUUGACGCGAGCAUGAUGGGCUUUCAUAUGGGUGCCAAUGCUGAACAUGGUAUUGGACCCGAGGAGGAGUUGAGGAUCCUGGCGGACGUGGUUGCCGAGUUUGGUCAGUCUAUCGGGAGAGCCAAGGGUGGAGGGAGUGGGGCGGAACGCAGCAGCGAGAGCGAUUCGAGGCGAUUAGAAGCUUAA
This is a messenger RNA of Kockovaella imperatae, 1668 nucleotides long. RefSeq lists its product as hypothetical. Bases 1 to 1668 code for a protein of 555 amino acids. NCBI's taxonomy places the organism in Eukaryota, Fungi, Basidiomycota, Tremellomycetes, Tremellales, Cuniculitremaceae. The transcript has 4 exons. The record is from RefSeq and is a predicted model, not a curated record.